UGUUUUUGUGAUUUGAGGCUGUAAAAAAGAAUCUCUGGGUAGAUUUUCUUGUGGUAAAAUUUGAUUUUCUGCUUCUUUUUUUCAAGAAAAAACAAAAAGAGAAAAAAACAUUCAACGCCCCUUUCUGGGGGAGCUGUAAAACAACAAAAAACCUUAGAGGAAGAAGAAAAAAAUACCAGAAAAACCUAAAGUGAGAGUGUUGGAAAAAAUUUAAAAAAAACUUGUGCAAAUUUGUUUAAAACAAAUAGAAACAAAGCUUCUAAUACAUGUGCAUUAAAUGGAUUAUAGAAUAUUUCAUGUAUAAUUAAGAGCUUUUUCUUUUGGCAAUAAAUUGGCAAUUUCAAAGGCUUCAAUGCUUUAGAUUUAGCAUGACUACACCAGCUUUAAUAAACUGAAAAUAAAGCUGUAUAAUAAAUCUAGAAAAUAAAAUGAAUCAUUAAAGCAGUAUUUAACCCAACAACACACACACACACAAAACAACAACAUUUACCAAGAUCAUAAUCUUUUAACAUAGACUGGAACUUAACGGACUUGGACCUGGACUUGGACUCUUACACUUUCCUUUUUUUUAAAACUUAAGACUUUUGCUUUAACAUAACUUAAACUCUAUGAGACUUUUACUUAAAAACUACUCUCUUAAUGCACUGCUCUUAAUCUGUACUGCUGCUGCCACGCCUCUUUCUAACACCUCUAACAACGCAAAUAAUGUCUGAAAAGGUACGCUCUCUGCAUUUAAACUCCUCGGUGGGUUCUGGUAGUGGUGUGGGCCCCACAACCUUAAUUGGCAAUCCAACUCUUAUCUCCAGUACAUUGAGUACAAAUCACAAUUUAACACCCACUGUUGAUUUAAUAACGGCAGCUGCCUCCCACACUCACAUAACACGUGACUGCUCUUCAUCAACACCCAGCACAGCGUUAAAUACCAGCCUUAACAGUGGCAGUGAUAUGGAAUCAUCGUCUGAGUUUGCUCCUGGCACUAUAACCGCUCAAUUGCAAUUCCAAUUAAUACCCAAUGUGGUGGACAUUAAUAAUGCGACAAAUGCCGGCAGCACCACUGUUAGCAUCCUGGAUUAUAAUUCUAUAAUGAAUUCAUCACAAUUUUCGACCAUUUCUAAUGAUUCAUUGCAAGUUCAGCAGCAAGUAGGAACACAGCAGCAAUUGUCUUCAUCCUUAUCGUCGCAUGUUAAUUGUUUAAGCAGUAAUAGCAUGGCUUUGGUUAAGGCUGGCGCUGGUAAACCGGUAGUGGCUCAAAGUGUAGCUGGGAAAACGUGUCGUUUUCCAAAACUCGAAGAAUGUGCCCAUUUUCACUAUGAACGUGUCCAGUUGGGACCUCUGUCCGUACGUUUGGUCGACGACAAGUCUGAAUUAUUAAACAGCAGUAUUGCAUCUCAGUCGAUAGGCGGCGAUAUUGCGGGCACUGCAAAUUCAUCACAGGGGCCUGCUUCGCUCAGGCCCUUCUCACCCUCCUCCUGCUGGUUCAUCAUUAAAGUAUUUCCCCACAGAUCGGAUCCAUUUCUGGUGAAAAGAUCUUUUGAUAACAUGCAAAUGCUGGAUGAAAUGCUACACAGAUGUGUUUAUGAUCGUAAGAUAAGCGGCCUUAAGAAUCUAAACGAAAUGGAGUUUAAAACCGAGGAAGAUGUGGAAUAUGCUGUGGCUAAAUAUUUGGAAAGAUUCUCUAAAAUUGCCUCGGAUUCGCUGACAUGUGGCACUAUACUGACAUGGUUGCAAUUGGACAAUAAAGGCAGACGUUUACCUUUAGCUGAUGACGAUACUAUGAGGACAAUAAAUACACCAGCUGUGGGAGCGGCCUAUGGCGUGAGGCGUUAUCAGGCUCAAGCUUCGGAUGAGAUAUCGAUUGAAGUGGGUGAUAUGAUAUCGGUGAUAGAUAUGCCUUCACCAGCCGAGUCAAUAUGGUGGCGGGGCAAGAAAUCACAUUUACAAAAGUCUCACUAUGAAGUGGGUUUCUUUCCACAAUCCUGUGUAGCCACCAUAGGCGAUAAGAUACCCCGGCAUUUUCCUAUGCCUGCUCCUCUAGUUGGCCAGGUGGAGGUUUCACCCACUAAACCGGUUUUACGCAAACAUGGCAAACUAAUAGCCUUCUUUCGCUCAUUUAUUUUAUCGCGUCCCUCACGUCGCAGACUUAAACAAAGUGGCAUUUAUCGAGAACGUGUUUUCUCUUGUGAUCUCUCCGAGCAUUUACUAAAUAGUGGCCAGGAAAUACCCAUGGUUUUGAAGUGUUGUGCUGAAUUCAUAGAAGAGCAUGGCAUAGUUGAUGGCAUUUAUCGUUUGUCAGGCAUCACAUCGAAUAUACAAAAGUUGCGCAGAGCUUUUGAUGAGGAAAGAAUACCGGAUUUGGGUAAUCCUGAAAUGAAACAAGACAUACAUGCUGUUAGUUCUUUGCUGAAAAUGUAUUUCCGUGAACUGCCAAAUCCCUUGUGCACUUAUCAGUUGUAUGACAAUUUCGUGGAGGCCAUACAGGCUAAAAGUGAGAGCAACGAAAGAUUGAGAUUGAUGAAGGAGACGGUGUUGAAAUUGCCGCCACCACAUUAUAGAACUCUUAAAUAUUUAUCCGAGCAUUUGAAUAAAAUCUCCCAAUAUGCCGAUCGUACGGGCAUGACUGAUAAAAAUUUGGCCAUAGUGUGGGCUCCCAAUUUGCUGCGUUCCCCAGCCUUGGAAUCCGGUGGUGUGGCAGCUUUAAGAGGCGUGGGUGUACAGGCGGUUGUAACUGAAUAUUUAAUACGCAAUUGUCAUCAUAUAUUUGAUGCUUUGGAAGAGGCCACAGCGCGCUUAAGUUACAUAGCCACACAGGGAGCCACACCCGUUGCCUUGGCCGCCGACAAUCGCAUGGACUCUUUGACAGACUGUGAAAGUUUGUUGGUCGAACAACGGGAGCAUGAUCAAAGCCUUAUGUGCGUGGAGAGACCCAAAAGUCUAAGUGCCAGUGGCCCCAAACUUAUAAGCCUGGAAGAAGCUCAAGAAAGACACAUGCGUUACGAUGGCUUCGAUAUGAAACAUUCUAUGCCCAUUAAUAUGAUCUCCAGUGUGAAUUCUGGCCAAAAUAUAGGCUCCUACAUAGAGGUGGGCGGUGGUCCUUCCAGUUUGCCCGAUAAAUAUCACACCGUUUUGUCGGUGCCGCGCAGCUGGCAAAAACGCAAAACUCACUCUUGGAAAUCUCUGUUUUCGCGCAAUCAACGACCCGUUAGCAAUGGCGCAGCUCACGAUUUGAAGUCCUCCAUAGUGGUGGCCUCACAAAUCACCGAUGAUGACUCCUCUUCGCCACCGCCACGCCAUAAAGAAGCUACCCAGGUAACAUUUGCCGACAACGAUUCGAUUAUAGGCGUCAAUGGCAAACCCUCAAAGAGCGCUCUAAUGAAGCGUGAAGAUAAACACAAAUCGAUUGAAAUGUUUGAGACGUCACGCUCUUAUUGUGGUGAACCCAGCAAACCAAUUGAGGUGUGUGUACGCUCCAAUUCUAUAGACAGUUUGCGUACAGCCGGUCACUCUAGAUCGGUGUCACAUGAUUCAUAUUUCGAUUUGUUGCAGUCACCGCAACGGGGUCAUAUGACUACAUGUCCCUCAAGAGAACUUUCCGAACUGGGUCUUAACUUUGAUCGCGAGGAACCCGAAAUGCGCAUAUUCUCAGAAAGUGAGUCUUUAGUUAGUUCCCCGCGGGUGGGCAAAGAGAAUAUACCACCCUCUUCGUGUGCCACAUCAAGACGCAUUAUGAGAGCUCGCCCCGAAGAGUUCUCCAGUCAAACGAAUAGUGUUAAUCCCAGUCCCAAAAAGCAACCACGUCUCAAUUUGCUACUCUCACCCAGUACCGCAGCAGCUAGUCCCAGUAAUUGGUCUCAAACCUCCGCCAAUGGAGAAUGUAAUAGCGAAAAUUGCCAUGAGCACAAUGGUGAUGAGAGCUGUUGCAAACGUUAUAAACUAGAGGAUCAAUUGUCGGAUAUACAAUUUAUUGACUGUGGCACACCGGAACAUGCGGUGCCCCCCACCACACAGACUCUGUACACCAGUGUACAAGUACAUGCUCCUCCCAAACCUUCUCUGUCGAAAUCUUCACUUUAUGGUUCUUCGGAAAUCUCGUCACAAAGACAACAGCCGCAGCCAGCGCAGGAAUCUUCUAAAUCUGCAAUUUCACAUAACACAAAUUAUACAACAUCUUUGAACUCACGUUACAGUUAUCCAUCAGUGCCCUUGGGUUCGAAACGUAAGGAUCAAGAUGCCGCAAAUGCUGCUGGCAUAACAGGAACCAAAGAACGUUUUAGUUAUCCCGGCUCAAAUGUAACAGCGGAUAGACGUUUCUCCUCGAAAGAGGCCAUGAGCAAAAUGUUGAUGGAAGAAGCCCAACAGAAAAGGGAAGAGGAACAGCAGCAGCAACAUACCAGCAAACAAAGAACCGUUUCAUUUAGUGCCACCAGUCCUUCAUCUAAUAAUUCCGCCAAUAGCUCACCCAAGCCCUCAAAACAUCAUUUAACAGCCAAACCUGCUUAUGAUUUACUUAAGGUGAAAAAUCGCAAUAGUUAUUGUGCUCCGCAAGACACCAUAUUGCAGGAACAACUGCUGCGCAGUUAUUCGGGCGAUAUAACCAAAGAAAAUCUACACAAGACUAUACACAAUGAAAUGGAACAAUCAAAACUAUCGGUGACACCCUCUUCACCCAUACAAAGUCCCCGUUAUUCGCUGCUAAUGGGAGAUACAAGUUCGGAAAAUAGUUCGGCCGUGACCACGCCACAACAUGAUUUAGAACCUUUAAUGGUGAAUUCGGCCAUGUCGGGCAUUUCGGCAGCCUCCUCCAAUCAAAUGCAACAAAUGUUAUUGGGUGUGGAGACCUCAUCUUAUUUGGGCACUUCCCAUGAAUCUUUGGGAUCAAAUAUACAUGACAAACGUGAUAUGCAGGCUUUGAAACGGGAGUUAUCUUUGGAUUUAAAUACCGUGGGUGGCUCUAAACUUACUACAGCCGAAGUUAAUACACUACGCAAUCAAAAUUUGAUUUCUCCCAACUCGAAUUUCACUGACAACACCAGUCAAUCGGUAACGCCCAGUGAAUUUGGCUACCACAAUCUGCAGCGCCAACUGAGCAUGCAUUCUCUCAUUGAAACCGAAGAAAAUUCACCAGCCUAUGAAGAAUAUGAGAAUACUCCAAGUAAUCUCAGUUCUCCUUUAAAACAUAUAGCUAGUCCUAUUAAAUCUACCAUAAGUAUAACAUUUAAUUUAAAAUCUCCCACCCGGGAACCAGACACACACGAAAAGAUUAGCAAACCUUCAUUUCUAAGAGCCAAAGAAGACAAAAAAGCCAGACCUUUACUGGAGACCACAUUCGAUGAGAAUACCGUCUAUGAGCAAGUAAAAUUCUUUAGAAAUUCGGUGACCGAAGUCAAUCAACUGCUUCACGAAGAUCGCAAAUUUCUCAACAGUGAAUUGGAAAAUCUGGCCGAGAUUGAGGAACUAAGUGAGAGUGAAAGGGAAUCGGAUAAAGAGCUAAUAACACCUAUAGAAAAUGUGGAUGAUAUACAAAUGUCGGAUGAGGAGAAAUUAUUGUAUGAAAACGUAGAAAUGCGUAAACCAAAAAGUGUAUAUGAAAACAUGAUGGGCGAAAAUAUGAAGCAAAAUAAAACGGAAGAUUUCCAAGAUCCCGAAGUUGAGCUAGACAGCUUGGAUAGCAUAAAGGAUCAAGAAUCUGAAACUAUAGAGGUAUGCAAUGCAGCCAGAAGAUCUCCCUCGAAUUUCAGUGUCAAAGAGUUGGCCAAUAAAUUUGAGUCUUCGCCCGUAGAACAAAUGCCGGCAUUUGACUUCAGUGCACGCAGUUCCAUUAGGAAAUCCACACCACCACAGCCAAAUAUUAACACACAUCCCGAACGGCAUGGCAAGGUACCACAAUCAUCAUCAUCUCUAAAACAAAAGCUGAAUAAAACCCAGCAAAUAACACGUUCAUUAGAUGAAAAUGCUUUUAUCAGAGAAUUUGGCAAUAAAAACCUGCAGGAGUUGCACAUAAAAAGUUCCCAACAAUUGCCUGAACUCUCGGAACACAAUAAUAGAAGAAAAAGUUUUGAUUUCACACGACCCAAAACUCUUAAUCCUCCCAAAAGAUUGCCCGGUAUGCCCAUAACCGAAGAACAUUUUCCCUCUAAGACCACAGAAAAAUCUUUAUUAAGAAUUGAUUUGCCCAAAGAAAAGAAUUUCAAUAAUCUACUCACCUCUGCUGUGCUAGAAAAUGAUUACGACAGCAGUGAGCUGAAAAUAACACCCACAACAGAGAAUAGAAUCUCUUUAAUACAAAACAAUGUACAGCCGGAGAAUUCUCUGGAUCUAAACAACUCUAAUGCUAACAAUUCCAGCAAUAAUCCUCCUCUCAAAGUUCUGUCGGGUGUGAAACUGGACAGGGAAAGAAUUGAUCGAAUUAAGGAAGAACGUCGUCAGCAAUUGACCCAAAAAUAUCACACCGAUAGUUUCAAAUCUAAAUCAAAAUGUGAUUUAAAUUCUUCGAAAAAUGAGGAUGAGAAAUUUGUAACGGAUAAUUCAUCCUUAAGAGUUAAAUCAAAGUCACGGGCCGAUAUGCGCACCUUACAGAAAGACAUGGAUAAUCUAAAAGAGUUUGGCAGAAAUCCUCCUUCCUCGGCCGUGUCCGAAACUACACUCAAUACCCAGCAUCGUGUUAGAAGUAUUUCGGAUGAGAAAAAUCAAAAUAAUUAUGUAGAAACCAAUGCCAAUAACACUACGGCGGAGACCAAAGAUUUCAUAAAACGUUCUCCCAACUCACAGCAUUCUUUGAAUAAAGCCCUAACCCCUAUUAGUCCGGAGCAGGAAGAGUUUUCGGCUCGUGCUACGGUACAGAAAUUCGAACGUAAAAGUAUGGAUUUUGUUAAUGGUGUAAGCGGAGGUGGUGGCGGCGGCGGUAAUACUAACAGCAGGGAAAGGCCUAGACAACAGGAAUUGGGUAGUGCGACUGGCAAUACCAUGGGACUAACGACCUCAAAUACAACAACGACUUCUAGAAAUAGUUUAGCAUCAAACCGUAAAAAUACAGAAAAAAUUUCACCCCAAUUUUCUAUACGCGAUGUCACAGCCAUGUUUGAAUCUCGUUCACAAAAUCAACAAUAAUUAUUAAAUUAAUUUUAAGUAAAUUAACCAAAAUACAUAAAUAACUACAUACACAAUAUACUUAAAAUUUGAAAUUCAAUAAUAAUUAUAAAGAAUAUAUAGCGUAUUUUCAAAACUACUUACUCCUCAUAAUGUAACAACAACACAAAACAAUAAGAAAAAAACAAGGUUAAUGUAUACAAUUUUGUUAAAUUAAACAUUUAAAUAAAUUAAAAUUUUUAAUAAUUGACAUAAAACAA
Messenger RNA from Calliphora vicina (urban bluebottle blowfly), 7343 nucleotides. It is a transcript of the gene CdGAPr, whose product is annotated as GTPase-activating protein CdGAPr. Gene Ontology annotation, biological process: small GTPase-mediated signal transduction. Lineage: Eukaryota; Metazoa; Arthropoda; Insecta; Diptera; Calliphoridae. Gene Ontology annotation, molecular function: GTPase activator activity; protein binding. The record is from RefSeq and is a predicted model, not a curated record. The transcript has 9 exons. The coding region runs from base 706 to 7104 and encodes 2132 amino acids.